GUGGCAGAUCUCAUGGAGCUCUGCAAGUCUGUGGCAGCAUGUGAGGAAACUGUGAAGAAACUGUACUCUUUGCUGGGAUGGGAGUACAGCGACACAGACUCUGAUGGUGAUGAGAAUGAGGAUGACUCCAGAAGUACAAACAAUCAAACACCAUCAUCACAAAGUGAGACUGAUGACUCUGUAGACUACAGCCCUCCAUCAUCUCAUGCUCUUCUCGUACCAAAAUUAGAAGACGAUGACAACCCACAGAGAGAUAACAGGAAAGCAGCCCAUCACAUUAUAAUUAAAGAACUUAAGGUGACCUUGACUAGAUUACCUGCAUCUACGAUCGCUAAUGAUCUACCUCAACUUCGAACUCGACCUCGACCGACGCCUCAGAGACCCUGCAGUGAGGAUGAAUCUUCAAGCAGUGCUGAGUCAGAUAGUCUGUGGGAACCAGGAGGGGACUCAAGUGACUCAGAUUUUGACAUCUCAACUUUUAAUGCUGGCUCAAACAAGAGGAGAAAAAUAAUAAAUAUAAGGAAUGGAAAGUGUAAUUGGGGUCAUGUAGCACCCCAAGCACUCACAAAUUCUGAUACUAUGAGCAAUAGAGCAGAGACGUCAACACAGACACACACCAAAAAUAUCUGCACUAAGAUAGAAACAUCGACAUCGCAAGCAAGUGCAAGUUCAAAUGCUAUAAGCAAAACAACAACAACAACAACAACACCUGAAGGCAAGACAGAUACCAAUGCUAACGGCCAGGAAAAGAAACCAUCAACAGUGCCAGCAACCAAUAACAUGACAGGAGGAACGUCUGCAACAGUCCCAGUUCGGUCUUCUACAGCAGCACCAGUCCAGUCGUCUACAGUCCCAGUCAAGUCGUCUACAACGGUCCCGGUUCGGUCUUCUACAGCAGCACCAGUCCAGUCGUCUACACUAGCACCACUUAAGUGCCAGCCCCCUGCUGUGACCCCUCCUAGCGUCCAACCAAAAGAGAUCACCGUGAACAUGACUGUCCUAGCCAGAAAGAGCACCUAUUGCUGGCAACGAGCGACAGUUUUGGAAGUAAUAACCAAGGAUGAUAAGAUGAAAUACAAAGUAAAUUUUGAAGAGAAGGGGAAGACCCUCGUGUCCGGUCACCACGUCGCCUUGGACGACAUGCCGAAGGUGGACCGGCUGUUCGUCGGCGCACGUGUGAUUGUUAAGAGUCAAGGUAAAGAGGCGGAGUUUAUGCCUGGUAUCGUGGCGGAGAUGCCCACCAGAAGAAACCGCAUGAGGUUCCUGGUGUUUACUGAUGAUCACACGCCUAUGUAUGUUGGUUUACCUGUACUUCGUCAGGUGUACAAAGCAUUGAGCGACCCUUUGGACGAUAUUAAACAUGAAAGCCACAAGUUUUUCAUGGAGGAGUACAUGAAGUCCUGGCCUUACCCGCCCCAAACCCAGUACAAGAUUGGACAAAACUUAAGUGCAGAACGUAACGGAGUCCAGCAGAAGUGUGAGGUCGUGGGGCUCGACUGCAGCUUGAUUGAGGUUCUUUUUGAGGAUGAUCAAGAAAAGGAUUGGCUCUACCGAGGCUCCAUUCGCUUGGAACACAUGGUUAAUAUGAGGGAGCAUUUGGAGAAGAAAAAACAAGAACAGUUGAUGGAUCAUAAAGACUGAUGGAACCGUGAAUGUGAGGAGAACCGGAUAGCUGAGCUGUUAGUAGCCACAACUUUUUUUUUAAGGCUUCGCAUGGAAUCAUGGAUGUGACCCUCAUCAUGUGCUUCUGAUAGUUCUGCCUUGUUGAAGAAAAUAAUGUCUUGAAACAGUCCGACACUGUAUAUAUGUGAAUUUUAUUGUCAUGUUUGUGUUUUUGAAUAAAGAUAAAGCGUUUUA
Acanthochromis polyacanthus (spiny chromis) is the source of this 1857-nucleotide messenger RNA. RefSeq names its product SET domain bifurcated histone lysine methyltransferase 1a (gene setdb1a). Gene Ontology annotation, molecular function: histone H3K9 methyltransferase activity. Lineage: Eukaryota; Metazoa; Chordata; Actinopteri; Pomacentridae. The record is from RefSeq and is a predicted model, not a curated record. Gene Ontology annotation, biological process: heterochromatin organization; negative regulation of gene expression. Gene Ontology annotation, cellular component: nucleus. Bases 13 to 1641 code for a protein of 542 amino acids. The transcript has 9 exons.